AUGUCGAACAGUGGCUCGGGCUCUUCCUCGCGGAAGGAGUUCGAUGUGAAACAGAUCCUCCGGAUCCGAUGGAGGUGGUUCGGUCACCCCGCGGUUCCUCCGCCUCACUCUCCGCCACUCGGAGACUACUUCAGCGCGAGGAGAACGGCAGGCAGUCCGGCGGACGGUCCCUCUGUUAGCGGCUGCAGCAACUUAAAUUCAGCCCGUGCUAACCAGAGCUCCGGCUGUCACAGCGGACUAGUGGCAAGCGGCAGCGCCGGGUCUAACCUGUGUAACGGUACCGGCAGAAAGUUUGGUGAUCCUGUGGGGAGUCGGGGAGGUCCGGCUGGAGCGACAGCUGGAGCCACGGGGAACUCCUGUACCCGAUCCCUCAGCCAGCCUGAGUGCAGGAGCUCCGCCGCGGCGCUCUCCUGGAUUUCUCCGCCGCCUCGUCGCCGUGCGCGUCCGGUGACAAAUAUGGAGCCCCCUGGUGAGGCCCCGGUGCCCCAGGUGGUAGUUGAUCCGUCCGCUCCUGCCGGGAUGGAGGAGGUGGCGGCGGGAGCGGCGGGGACAGAGGAGAGCAACCAUCCGGAAACUGACUCCAGCUCCUGCAGGACAUCUAACAGCAGCGCAACCCUGUCCUCAUGCGUGUCCAUGGAGCCAUGCGCCUGUCCAGAGGAGUCCUUAUUUACUGCUAUGUCUCAUGCUGAUGUCACUUUCCACAAGAUGGAGGGCUACCUGAGGAGCAGGCAGCUAUGUGAUGUCAUUCUGGUGGCUGGAGAAAGGCGGAUACCUGCACACAGACUAGUGCUGUCGUCUGUUUCUGACUACUUUGCGGCCAUGUUCACCAGCGAUGUACGUGAGGCCAAACAGGACGAGGUGAAGAUGGAGGGAGUGGACCCUGAGGCGCUGUGGGUCCUGGUUCAGUACGCAUACACAGGUCGCCUGGAGCUGAAGGAGGACACCAUCGAGUCUUUGUUGUCGGCCUCCUGCCUGCUGCAGCUGUCGUCGGUGGUUGAAGCUUGCUGCUCCUUUCUAGUGAAGCAGCUCCACCCCUCUAACUGUCUCGGCAUCCGUUCCUACGCCGACGCCCAGGGCUGCCAUGACCUGCAGAGGGCCGCUGACUAUUACACCAUGGAGCACUUUCUGGAGGUAGUGGGAGGCCAGGAGUUCCUUGUACUCCCCGUAGAGGAGAUGGAAAGGCUGCUGACAUCUGAUGACAUCCAAGUGCCAGAUGAGGAAACCGUGGUGACCUCUCUGCUGAGCUGGGUCAGUCAUGAUCCUGCCACUCGGCAGCGCCACCUACCAUCCCUGCUGGCUCACAUCAGACUACCUCUGCUACAACCACAGUUCUUGGCUGACCUGGAGUCCAACCCCCUCCUCCGUGACAGCGUGGAGUGUCAGCGACUCCUGAUGGAGGGGAUGAAGUAUCACCUCCUGCCACAGCGCCGGCCACUGCUUCAGAGUCCUCGCACCCGGCCCCGGAAGGCUACAGUUGGGGCCAUGUUUGCCGUGGGCGGUAUGGACGCCUCGAAAGGAGCCACCAGUAUCGAGCAGUACUGCCUGCGCCGGGACACGUGGAGACAGGUGGCCACCAUGAGCGGAAGGAGACUGCAGUUUGGGGUUGCUGUCCUCGAUGGCCGUCUGUACGUGGUCGGAGGCCGAGACGGACUCAAGACCCUUAACACAGUGGAGUGUUACAAUCCACACAGCAAAACCUGGAGCGUCAUGCCUCCCAUGUCCACACAUCGGCACGGCCUGGGUGUAGCUGUCCUAGAGGGACCUAUGUAUGCAGUAGGAGGACAUGACGGCUGGAGCUACCUCAGCACAGUGGAAAGGUGGGACCCUCAAGCUCGCCAGUGGAGUUUUGUUGCAAGCAUGGCUACACCCAGAAGCACAGUGGGAGUAGCCGUUCUCAAUGGAAAGCUGUACGCUGUAGGAGGUCGUGACGGCUCGUCCUGCCUGCGAUCAGUGGAGUGCUUCGACCCCCACACUAACAGGUGGACUAGUUGUGCUCCAAUGGCUAAAAGGCGUGGAGGAGUGGGGGUUGCCACCUGGCACGGUUUCCUAUAUGCCAUUGGUGGUCAUGACGCCCCGGCAUCAUCCCUUGCAUCUCGAUUAAGUGACUGCGUGGAAAGAUACGAUCCUCAGACGGAUGUUUGGACCACGGUGGCCCCCAUGAGCAUCAGCAGGGAUGCCGUUGGUGUUUGUCUCCUCGGGGACCGUCUCUAUGCUGUGGGCGGCUAUGACGGACAGGUGUACCUAAAUACUGUUGAAGCCUACGACCCUCAGACCAAUGAGUGGACCCAGGUUGCCCCUCUGUGCCUGGGCAGGGCAGGGGCCUGUGUGGUGGCCGUCAGACUGUGACAUGUAGGAGGACUGUCUGCCUAUGACCUGAGAUUGAACCGUACCUGCUGCUGCUGAGGAGACAUCGAGUGAAGCAGCUGUCUUCAUUAAGGAAAGAAAGGAUGGUUUCUGGGCCCUCUCUAGGGGUCCGUUUUACAAAGCAGCAUAACAGAAAAUUCUAAGUUUUCUAAAAUAAGGGAAACUCUGAGUUUUCCGUUUCACAAAGAGUUUAGUCAACCUCUGUUUCCUCUGUCUCCGCUCUCCUUACAGCCAAUCACGUUGUUUUAUUUCCUGAUUUAGUCAGGAGAUUUUUGGUCAUAGGUUUGUGCAUAAAAAUAUAAAUAAAUAAUUCCCUAGGUCAGUUACACAGAUUAGCUUUAUAAAACAAACAUUGCACGUCCGUUUGACAAGGAUCUUAUUAAAGACUGAUCUGCAUUUUUUUCCAGAGAACUAAAUACUUAUAGAGGAUUCUACAACUCAGGUGGCAGGAUAUGAAAUUUAUGUUAUGGUUUGUUUAAUAUGAGCGACAUGUAGAUUAUCUUAUUUUUAUUUAUUUAUUUUUACAGUACACGAAGAACUAUUCAAAUUGUUUUCAGAUUAUGCAUAAAAAAAUUAAUUAAUCUCACUGGGGGAAAAGGAAUUACCUUAGGAUUCAUUUUGUGUUAGGUUGCCUUAACAACCUAAUGAGUCCACUGGCACAAUCUGAUGCCAUUCUGUGGGAUUGAUAACCGCUAUUAACAACCAUUUAUUGGUAUGAUAACAUCCAAAGCGGCCAAACAGCCACCUAGUAUUUACUGUGUAAAAGAAGACAGAGCCUGUUCAUCGUCUCAUGGGUUCUCCAUGGUUUGAUUCUAUCUAUUAGAACGUUUUUUAUCCUUGAUCUUCACCUGCUGCCAGAUGAUUUCACCUAAUUAGACACAUUGAUCUACUGCUAUUCAAGAAAUAAACCCUUAAUGUUAUCGUGAUCACAAUACGCUAUUGCAAGCAGUUUUGAUAUGUAUUAAUUUUACUGAACAUGAAUUCCUGAAAUUUAAAAAAAACAAAAAACAAACAUUUCCUUGUCAAAAGGACCAUUUCAAACAAAAUGACUUUCUUCAUAUCUGGAACAAACAUUCUGGAUGUUUAGAUAUCAAUUUCAGGUCUAUAUUCCUAUUGUUACGGGUCAGCAUUUGUAUCAUUUUGAGUUUGAAGAAAUGUAUUUUAAAUAUCAUAAGUACAUAUUCAAUCAAGCUGGUAUAUUGGAGCAGCUAAAUCCCUACGACGA
This is a messenger RNA of Cyprinodon variegatus (sheepshead minnow), 3589 nucleotides long. RefSeq names its product kelch like family member 5 (gene klhl5). The transcript is spliced from 13 exons. The record is from RefSeq and is a predicted model, not a curated record. Gene Ontology annotation, molecular function: protein binding. NCBI's taxonomy places the organism in Eukaryota, Metazoa, Chordata, Actinopteri, Cyprinodontiformes, Cyprinodontidae. The coding region runs from base 1 to 2346 and encodes 781 amino acids.